UUUAGAUCUGUUACCUUUAGACUUCCUGUCGCGGGUCUUACCACCUGGCGGGGAGCCCCCCCUGCCUGAAGUGCACAUGGUCCAGUCCAGGGGGGCCCGGGGCCUGCAGCUAGCCGGCUCUCAGGAGGCCCUCAGCUUCCCCGCUUCGCAGCUCUUCACCAACUGUGACCACUUCCCUUCUGAGUUCUCCUUCGUGGUCACGCUCAAGAUCCCACGCCUUGCCAACAAGAGGAACGAGUACAUCUUCUCGUUGGUGGAGGAGGAGUCAGACCGGCUGCUGAUUGGUCUACUUGUCUCUCAGGAGAGGCUCCACUUUUUGUUCCAGGGCCCGACAGGCAAGAAACGGAUCACGUUUAGGGCGGUUCGGCUGGCGGACAACCACUGGCACACAGUGGUGGUGGCCGUCACCGGGCGCUAUGCUACACUCAGAGUGGACUGCGGUAUGGCCCUGGAGCUGGUCUAUGAGAAGCCUUUCCCCAGUGAUCUCUGCACUGCCCACUCCAGGUUCUACAUCGGCAGCAGGAGGCGGUGGAAAGGACUGUUCUCUGGUCUGCUGCGACAGCUGGUUCUGUUGCCUGGGUCAGAUGCUACCUCCCGAGUGUGUCCCUCUUCAGACCCCAGACUGGCAGUCCUCUCUGUCCCUCAGGCCCUGCUCACCAUGCCCAUCACACCCACUGGGAACGACAUAGUCCCCCUGUAUCCUUACGAGGCAGAAGUAUUCAUAACCCCGGGGACCCAGCCUCCCUGUGCCAAGGCAGAGGAGGGCCAGCUGUGGUUUAACACACUGAAGAAAGGCUUGUUCCUGUGUGAUGGACGGCUAUGGACGCCUCUGCUGCAAGAGAAAGAGCGUCUGGACUAUGUUGAAGACUACCAAGACCUUUACACCAACUCAGAGACGUUCGACAUCGAGGUGUUCCACAUCCCCUCCCAAGGACUGUUCGCUGCCACAGCCAAUCGCGAGACCAAGCCGGGCUCUGGAAUCUACAAGUGGGUGGAUGGGAAGUUUCAAGUGUAUCAGAACAUCGUCACCUAUGGAGCACGGGCAUGGGAGUACUUCACUGUGGGCAACAAGAUGUUCCUAGCAGUGGCCAACUCCAAGGGCCAGCCCGGCGGGGAGUGGGAGGAGUCAGUGAUCUACAAGUGGAGCAACAGGAAGUUAAUGUUUCUACCUUAUCAGACCAUAGAGACACACAGUGCUCUGGACUGGGAGGCCUUCAGCAUACAGGAACAACAUUUCCUGGCUGUGGCCAAUCACAGACGAGGUGACAACAAUCACAACAUUGACAGUGUGAUUUACCGGUGGAACCCAGGGACCAAGGUGUUUGAGGUGAAUCAGACCCUCGAGACUUCCGGGGCCUACGACUGGGAGUUCUUUUCCGUGGGGCCAUACCACUUCCUGGUGGUGGCCAACACUUUCGAUGGAAUAUCCACCAACAUCAACUCCACCAUAUACAUCUGGCUGGGAGGAAUGUUCCAGCCAUUUCAAUACAUCAAGACGGUGGGAGCGACGGACUGGGAGAUGUUCCAGGUCAAGGAUCGGUACUUCCUGGCGGUGGCUAACGGCCAGAAACUGAACGAGAGAGGCCCUAGUCACUACAACAUCAACUCAACCAUCUACGAACUGAACGUGAUCACACAGACCUUCGUUAAGUUCCAGGACAUCGUCACAAACAGUGCGGUGGACUGGGAAUUCUUCUCGGUGGGUGAAGAAAAGUUCCUUGUUGUGGCCAAUUCUCACGAUGGAUCCUCGUAUUCUUUAAACAGUGUUAUAUACAGGUGGCAGGGAUAUGAGGGAUUUGUCCCUAUCCACCGGCUCCCAACCAUCGGCUGUACCGACUGGGAAUAUUUCAAUACCACAGCGGGAUCCUUUCUCGUCUAUUCUAGUGCCACCUCUCCCCUGUCUAAAGUCUUCAGGCUGAAGACAUACUGAUUCCUCGCUGUUUCUGACGCUCCACUAUCCGAGCCAGUUAGAGAAACAUGGUGUGGUGGAACAAUGGAAGGGGAAUGAAUCACAGCUUUUCUAGUGUUGCUGGACAGACUGGCAGGCAGGCAGACAGACCAACAGAAAGGCAGGCAGGCAGGCAGACAGACCAACAGAAAGGCAGGCAGACAGACCAACAGAAAGGCAGGCAGGCAGGCAGACAGACCAACAGAAAGGCAGGCAGACAGACCAACAGAAAGGCAGACAGACCAACAGAAAGGCAGACAGGCAGACAGACCAACAGAAAGGCAGACAGGCAGACAGACCAACAGAAAGGCAGACAGACCAACAGAAAGGCAGACAGGCAGACAGACCAACAGAAAGGCAGACAGACCAACAGAAAGGCAGACAGACCAACAGAAAGGCAGACAGGCAGACAGACCAACAGAAAGAGAGACAGACCAACAGAAAGGCAGACAGCCAGACAGACCAACCGAAAGGCAGACAGACAAAGGCAGACAGACCGACAGACAGACAAAGGCAGACAGACGGACAGACAGAAUGGCCCGACAGACAGACACAGAAAGAAAGGCAGACAGAACUGUAAUUGUCUCCCCAGUUGUGUCGGAGAUCCAGGCUGUGGGAGAGAAUCCUGCUUUUAAAACGACGAGAGAGAUGUUGCAGCAGCAUCAUGAGAUUGUGGAAAAUGAGGGAAGGAAUGUGUACCGUUGGUUUGUAAACAACUUACACUAUAAGAGGGACAAGUUUCAAAGUUUAUUCGCCACUUGGGUACUGGAGUGGUUGUAUAUACAGGUCAGUACCAGAACCUUAUUCAAUGUCCAGAGUGGUGGAGGUGGGUUUAUACAUAAAAAGUGAUUGGUCGGGGGCCUCCCGGGUGGCGCAGUGGUUAAGGGCGUAAACAUUU
Oncorhynchus nerka (sockeye salmon) is the source of this 2846-nucleotide messenger RNA. Its product is annotated as thrombospondin-type laminin G domain and EAR repeat-containing protein-like. Lineage: Eukaryota; Metazoa; Chordata; Actinopteri; Salmoniformes; Salmonidae. Gene Ontology annotation, biological process: signal transduction. The record is from RefSeq and is a predicted model, not a curated record. The transcript has 11 exons. Bases 77 to 1930 code for a protein of 617 amino acids.